CGUUCUGUUCUCCUCUUGGCAGCUCUAAUAGGAGCAGUUAAAUGUUUAUUCAUUAGAAAAUACAUUUACGUGAGCUCUUCUAUGUCUGGGACAGAUGCUCAGAAGUACUGCAGGACAAAAUAUGUUGAUCUGUCAACCAUUAACUCACCAGAAGAAUAUGACAGUUUCAUAAGUGAUAUGGGAGCGCAUCUUUCUACUGGAUGCUGGAUCGGCCUCAGAAAGGAAGAAAAUGAGAGCAGCUUCACGAUGUGGUCUGAUGGAAGCAUGCUCAGAUUUGACAAAUGGGAUACAAAUGAGCCAGACAAGAAAGACAUCGAACACUGUGUGCAUACAAGCAAUGGCAAAUGGUAUAAUUCUGCCUGUAGUUCCAUUCGGAAUGUCAUCUGCUACAAAUGGAUUUAUCAGGUGAUCAUUGUGCAGGAGAUGAAGAGCUGGUAUGAGGCACUGAAACACUGUAGAACAUUCUACACUGACCUGAUAAGCUUGACCCCAGAGACAGCUCUGGUUUUGGCCAAAAACAAGAGCAUGAUUAUUCAGACAUCUAGAUUUUGGACAGGACUGCACUUUCUGGAUGGCUCAUGGUUCUGGGUGAACGCGGAGCCUCUGGGGAGCUGGACCACGCUGCCCUCAUGUCCCAUCAAACCUUUCCGUUGUGGAGCUCGACAAACUGGAGCUGAUGUCUGGGAAAUCUCACACUGUGAAAUGAAACUGAAUUUCAUUUGCUACAACAAAAAUGGGUAAAACGAAUUGGAUCGCUGGUAUUCAGACUGCAACAAGAACAUGAAGAAAAGGAAAGGAAAUAUGUGAUUCAUGCU
Neoarius graeffei (lesser salmon catfish) is the source of this 815-nucleotide messenger RNA. Its product is annotated as macrophage mannose receptor 1-like. The transcript is spliced from 2 exons. Lineage: Eukaryota; Metazoa; Chordata; Actinopteri; Siluriformes; Ariidae. The record is from RefSeq and is a predicted model, not a curated record. Bases 82 to 741 code for a protein of 219 amino acids.